Molecule: messenger RNA, 6309 nt
Organism: Coregonus sp. 'balchen'
Lineage: Eukaryota; Metazoa; Chordata; Actinopteri; Salmoniformes; Salmonidae
Source: the annotation of a GenBank genome assembly
GAUCGAAAAUGGGUGUGAAAAUGGUAGGCAAUAUCUACUAAUCUGAUGUAUAUUAUAUCAAGCUUUUCUCUAGUAAUGUGUGUGUGAUGUAUUUCCGAUGCAUACUUGCUUUUGCUAGUUUUCAUUUCUCAUGAUGUACUAUAUUUCACAUUGCUGAAUGUUUUGAUGGAUUCGAUCUGAACGAUUAAUUGAUUUUGAACCGUUCAAAUAUACCUCCGUGAUCUUGAAUGCACCCCUUGUGUUCGACAAAUAUAAUAAUGAUCCGUGAUGAGGGGAAAGGCAAAUGUUCUCCGCAGCGAUACACGGCCACUAACACACACCAACGUUAUAUGUUUUCAUUAUCUUUUUUUUCUAGAUGAUAAAGGUCGGUGUGUCAGAUCGAUAAUAGGUUGAUAACGCUAAUCGAGAUAUGGCAGCAGUCAGCUUCUCCGAGGCGCUCUGUCAGCCGUGCGUUUAUCACGAGAAAUUCAGAGGUAAGUCGAGCAUCAUUAUUUUCUAAAUGUAUUGCAUGUGCGAUUUAACAGGUUAUCACACGACGUACAAUGGCGUACUGCUUUGAUUUAUUUUAUUUUCGCAUUGUACACAUAUUCUCGCGUACAAUAAGGUUUCCUCUGUUCUACACAUUACAUUCCUAGCUAUCUGUACUAUUCUAAACGUUGCAAUCCUCAACAACAAAAGAAACCUUACCUGUGCUGAAACCCCUGUGGUCAGUUGAGCUGAAUGUGAAGAGACCCCUGAUGCCUGUCCACCUGAGUCCAGAGCAGGUGGGCCUGGAGAUGCUGUAUCUCUGUGGACAACUGGACCUUCUCAUCAGGGCACAGGUACACCAGGUGAGAACUCAUGCACCCCAUCUGAGUAUACCCUUCCUCACCAGAACUUACUGAUACACUUGAGUAUGAGAGUACUGUCAUGGAUAACUUGAGACAUUUUGAUAUUGUGUAUUUGGAGAUAAACUGUAUUAUGUUUAGUAGACCUACUCUAUGUAGAUGUGCACAUCCUCUUUUGAAAUGUAUUUUCACUCCCAUUCCCCUGUAAAACAGUUCCAGGAGCAGCUGAGACAGGACUGUAGCCCUGAGGAGUCGGACACUUUCCAGGAGCAAGGUGAGUCUCAAUCAGAACAGAACAGAUGCUCUAAAGUAGGCCUAACACUAACUGCAGCUCUUGUCACCUUGCCUACUGUACCACAGACCUGUGAUUCCUACUAGUGUCUAAUGCCCCUUUGUAUUUAUCCAGGGGCAGAGAUUAUUGACCAGAUGCUCCAAUGCUUAGAACACCUGCCAAAACCUAUGCCGCACCUGGAGGUAGUACCACAUCUACCUAUAACAACAUAUAAAUAUAGCGGGAGGCAGCAAGUUUCACGUUUUAUUAGUCGUAUGUAAGGGAUACACAUGGUAUACACCGUCCAACUAAAUGCUUACUUGCAGGUUCCUUCUCGACAAUGAAACAACAAUUAGAACUAAUUAAAGAUAAGAAUACAAACAUGAAGUAAAUGGCUCCGUAGAAUAAACAUUUUAGCGUAAGUAUAAUACAGGAAGGCACAUUUUAUAGUCCAAUAUUUACACUUGUUUUGGGGAAGGGCGGGGUUCAAGCUAUGGCCAUACAGUGCCACCAUCAGGACAAAUUGGACACAUCGCCCUAGGAUUAGCUACUUCUGUACUCCUUACCACGCUUGCCAAAUAUCAGAACUCAAAAUCAAACAGAUUGUGCAAUAUGCUUUUAAUAUAUUUUGGAGAAAAAAAUUAUGUCGACUUUAAAUGUCUAGACCAAUCGGCAAGACUCUAGCUCAAUUAAUAUGGCCGUUAUAAGCCAAUAAGCUUCUAUGAAUGGCUUUUCCUAUCCAACAGCGCCCCCAUGCGGCCAAACAGAACCAUACUAUACAGGUUAGCUAGACUCACAUCCCUGGGCAUCAGGGAUGUAGUGCUGCCGGAGCGCAACUUUUUUUGAUUUGAGAAUACAUGAAGCUGGUAAAAAUAUUUCUGGACAAUUAUUUCUGAAGCUGAAUCAAUGUCCCGCAAGAUCACAUAUAGAUGAAUGAGUAUUUUACAUAACAGAACCGAAUAUAAUAACAUAGCAUAGUAGGCCUAUAACGUUAAUGUUGCACCAAAAACGCCUCCUCAUUUCUAUUGAGAUUUUAAGAGCUGAAGCUAAAUAGUCACAUUGCUUUUCUCAUGUGGCCAAAACUCAACAGCACACGCCACUAGGCAGAAUAUAUGCUUUGAUUGAAACAAAAUACAAGAAAGGCUAAUAGUUUGUUAACACCAUCUGCUCUAGUUCGCUCACGAAACAGUAAUUGAAGAUCUAAAUGCAUAUUCCCAUAUUCCCAUGAAACUGCUUAAGACCAAGUGAUUGGCAUGCAGACACAGUUUGGACAUUUCACCGGUAAAAUGUGAAGAAUUAUCAUUCAUGAUUGUCAGUGAUGAUAGCCUAUUUUUGAAAUGAGGUAUGGCUAACUUGGUGUUUGAGGGUAUCUAAAAUAGAACAUUUCUUGAGAUAAUAUGUGUGGGCAUAGGCAGACAUUGAAAUUGGAGGAUGCAUUUUAUGCACAUUCUAUACUAAUAUUCAAUAGGCUACAUCUGUCUGUACACAUUUUAAUUGAGAAAUAAUGAUGUAAAAAAAAACAUAUUUUCAUGACUCUGGGUCAAACAGAUCAAGAGAUAAAUAUGUGCCCAUUAUAGCGCCACAAUGUGGUCGAUCUGACUGCGCUUGCAUAUGUUUAGUCUUUACAGUGUUUAGAACAUGUACAUCAAGUUAUGAUAUGAAUAACCGUGUAUGAUUUACAUGCAUUUAUGUCUUAAAUCACGCCCACUUGAAUAUUUAUUGGUCCAUGUUGUUUAAGAUACUAGCCUGGAAAAUAUUACAUUGCGAGACCUUGGUUCAUAGAUACUAUAUAUCAAGUUUCAUGACAAUCGGUCAUUCGGUGCCAGAGUAGCGGACCUUAUGGUUCCUUGAGGCAAAUGUGUUCUUUGUGAGGAGAGAAACUUAUAUACUGAAUUCCAUGACUCUAGGUCACACAGGGUCAGGGGGGUGAGCUUUAAAAGUUAGCAUUUUCAGUCACUUGUUAUAGCCCCACCAUGUGACCAAUUGGCAUGGCAUUGCAUUAGAGGGUGUGGCCCUUGGCCCUUUACCAUCAUGCAAGGUUACAUCCUCUGUCUUUUUUUCACCAAAUCUGUGGAGAACCGGAAUAAUGAACGCUAACAAAUUUAAUUGGGUUUGACCCAGCUUCGCUGCUUGAACCCCUAAUAAGUAUGUAAUUCAUCUGUUGAUCUUCUAUGCCAUAGAUAUUCUCAAUUAUUUUUAAGGAUAUGUUUAAAAAAAAUUAUGAAUGUGAUUUGUCAGAAUUGUGAAUGAUGUGUGGUUUUCUCAGGACUAUCUGGACAUGGUGGGUCUGUCGACCAUGUACCCUCGCGUGGAGGUCUUCCUCAUCCAGGGCAGUCCAGUAGACAUGCUGGAGAAACCCCCAAUGGACGGUAGGAUCAGGGGUUAGAGCAGCCCAGUGGAGACACCCCUAUUGAUGGUAUUGAGUCAGGGUUUAAGGGGUCAGUUCAGUUCAUCUUUAUUUUGACAAGAUAGUCCACUCAGCAAUAAUUAUUGUCCCAGUCAGGGGUUAGGGAGCCCUAACAGAUCAAGCAGUAGAUCAAGCAGUGACACCUGAUUCAACUUAUCAUGGUCUUGAAUUUAAACUACAGUUAUUUGAACCAGGUGUGUAAAAACUGGUCUUGAACAAAAACCUGCCCUUCAGGACUAGAAUUGCCCACACUAUAUCUACACUGAACAAAAAUAUAAACGCAAUAUGUAAAGUGUUGGUCUCAUGUUUCAUGAACUUAAAUAAAAGAUCCCAGAAAUGUUCCAUACGCACAAAAAGUGUAUUUCCCUCAAAUGUUGUGCACAAAUUUGUUUACAUCCGUUAGUGAGCAUUUCUCCUUUUCCAAGAUAAUCCAUCCAAUUGACAGGUGUGGCAUUUCAAGAAACUGAUUCAACGUAAUGAUCAUUACACAGGUGCCUCUUGUGCUGGGGAUAAUGAAAGGCUACUCUAAAAUGUGCAGUUUUGUCACACAACACAAUGCCACAGAUGUCUCAAGUUUUGAGGCAGCGUGCAGUUGGCAUGCUGAUUGCAGGAAUGUCCACCAGAGCUGUUGCCAGAGAAUGUAAAUGUUAAUUUCUCUACCAUAAGCCGCCUCCAACAACAUUUUACAGAAUUUGAUAGUCCAACCGGACUAUCGUCCAACCGGCCUCACAACCGCAGGCCACAUGUUACCACCCCAUCCCAGGACCUCCACAUCAGGCUUCUUCACCUCCAGGACAGCUGAUGAAACUUUGGGUUUGCACAACCAAAUAAUUUCUGCACAAACUGUCAGAAAUCUGCAUGCUAGUCGUCCUCACCAGGGUCUUGACCUAACUGCAGUUCGGCGUCAUAACCGACUUCAGUGGGCAAAUGCUCACCUUCGAUGGCCACUGGCACGCUGGAGAAGUGUACUCUUCACGGAUGAAUCCCGGUUUCAAUUGUACCGGUCAGAUGGCAGACAGUGUGUAUGGCGUUGUGUGGGCGAGCGGUUUGCUGAUGUCAACGUUGUGAACAGAGUGACCCAUGGUGGCGGUGGGAUUAUGGUAUGGGCAGGCAUAAGCUAUGAACACAAUUGCAAUUUAUCGUUGGCAAUUUGAAUGCACAGAGAUACCGUGACGAGAUCCUGAGGCCCAUUGUCAUGCCAUUCAUUAAAAAUGUCCCAGUUCUUCCAUGGCCUGCAUACUCAACAGACAUGUCACCCAUUGAGCAUGUUUGGGAUGCUCUGUUCAGGAUGCUGUGUUCCAUUUCCCGCCAAUAUCCAGCAACUUCACACAGUCAUUGAGGAGGAGUGGGACAACAUUCCACCGGCCACAAUCAACAGCCUGAUCAACUCUAUUUGAAGGAGAUGUGUCGCGCUGCAUGAGGCAAAUGGUAGUCACACCAGAUACUGACUGGUUUUCUGAUCCACGCCCCUACCCUUUUUUUUAAAGGUAUCUGCGACCAACAUAUGCAUAUCUGUAUUCCCAGUCAUGUGAAAUCCAUAGAUUAGGACCUAAUGUAUUUAUUUCAAUUGACUGAUUUCCUUAUAUGAACUGUAACUCAGUAAAAUCUUUUAAAUUGUUUAUAUUUUUGUUCAGUGUAGUAUGCAAUGGUUAUAAGCAGUUUAUAAGCAGACAUUUCACCUUAUAAACUGCUUAUACCUAAGAUUGUGUCUCUGUUGCAGAAUACUUCUCACACAUCGGGAGGCUCAAUCAGCUACUAGUACUUAGUCAGCAGCUAGAGGAGGAUGUGAAACAUCUCGGGAGCCACAAAUACAUCGCCCACCAGCUGUCAGUCAUAUAUGUAAGUGAAUAUGGUCUACUCUACUCAUUUCUAUUCUGUAUAUUCUAUUCUAUUGGUAGCCGAUCAGUCCGCUCUCUAUGUGUAUUAUAUUCAUAGGUCAAACUCGACAGUACAAUAAUAAUUUCCCCCAUUGCACAUACACGGUUUCACAGUGAUUUAGACACUUUAUCUUACCUGUGUUGUAGCAAGUGCUCAGCUCAUUCCGAGGCAUCCAGCCGCUGUCAGUCCUGAAGAAAGAGAUUGAGGCCAACUUCAGACAGAUGAAGACGUCUUUGGUGACAGAGGAGGGCUCCAGGCAGGAGCCUCAGCUCCCAGCAUACUACAUCAGCUGGUGAGAGCAGGAGCUAGGGCUUUACAUUAUGGACUGCAUUCAAUUAUCACACUUUGCUUGCAGUGCAGUGAGUGCACCAUGUUUCACUAUCAGGCCAACCUAAUCGUAACUCCAAACCCAGUUAUUAUUCAUUGGUUUAAUGUGAUAACUUUACGGUGAUAAUCAUAGUCUACUCUUUUGGAAUGUGUGUCCCUACAGGAUAUUAGAGCUGACUCGCAGUAUAACGUCGACAGUCUCCUCGCUACCAGAGGAGCUCACUGAAGACCUGAGUCCAGCCAUGACAUUUGUGUCCCAGCUAUGACAUCAGACCUGACCUCUACCUGACCUCACAACACUUAACAUUGGGCCUGUGUUAACUAUUACCAACCCGUGGAGCUGAGGGUCAACAUUUUAUACUUUUUUAAAAAUUAAUUUCCGACAGACCCACCCAGUGAUUCAAGAAUGAUGUUUUGACAUAUCAAUGUCAUUUGAUUGAAUAGGGUCCCGAGCGCUCAUUGGUUAACCGGAUUAAUGUGUUAUGUGUUAGGCCAAAUGUCUAAAAAGAGGUGCUAAAUAAUGUUACUGUAUGAAAUUGCAUUUUAACAAAUUAAUGUUUACAUUGGCCAAUAAAUUAAAUUGAGAGAUAAGCCUAUAG